AUGAGCCUUUUGCUGAGCUCGAAGCUUAUAUCUCCAGUUUCCAGGCGCCAAUUUAGCCAAAGUAACGCUAUAUUUUCACACAUUGGAUCGCUCCCCGUAUACACCACACAGGAAACCAAAUUCGAUGUCUCAGAGUUGAGGCCGGCAUAUGUGAUCAGAAAAGGCAAUAAGUCGCUGAAGCUAUCACAGAUUUUCUCCAUAAAGGGCCCUAAAGGCUCGCUUUACAUGCGUGUUCCAGAAUUCGUCAGUGUGCAUGAGGACACAGAUGCCGGGAAACUUUCUGUUUCGGUUCGAGACGAGGCUGAUAAAAUGCAAAAAUCUCUAUGGGGCACUGUCAGAAGCCAUUUACAUAACCAUGUGGUCGGUGUUAACGAGGGUCAUAUGGCGGUUCUUAAAUUUGUGGGGACUGGUUACCGAGCACAGGUUGAACAAGACGGCAAAUUUGUGAGCGUUAAAGUGGGUGCCUCCGUCAUGCAAGGGCUUCCGGUACCAGUCGGCAUCACCGUGGCAUCGCCAACUCCAACGUCGCUUAUCAUCGAAGGCUGUGACAAACAACAGGUAUACCUCUUUGCCGCCAACUUGCGCAAAUUCCAUCCCCCAGAACCUUAUAAGGGUAAAGGUAUAUACAUCAACGAUGAGAAAAUCACUCUAAAGGACAAGAAGAUCAAAUAG
This is a messenger RNA of Lachancea nothofagi CBS 11611, 672 nucleotides long. The record is from the annotation of a GenBank genome assembly. Lineage: Eukaryota; Fungi; Ascomycota; Saccharomycetes; Saccharomycetales; Saccharomycetaceae.